CUGAUCUGUCCAUGCUGGAUAUUGAUGAUUUCAUCACAGAAAUCUGUCAGCUGAAGAAAGAGGUGGCGUUACUGGAGGAAAAGCUGAGGACAAGAGGAGAUGAACUCAACACUGAGAUUGUGGUAAAGGUCGAGUCAAACCCCACAGACGCUCAGGACACUGUGUGUGACAGUAAUCACACCUUGAAUCAGGAUGAAUCUACUGAUCAAACCUCCACAGAGUCUCUGGAUUCUGUCUGUAACGCUGGAGAACAGCAGAUCCUGAACACCAGACCACUCAACAUGUGUUCUGUCAGACUGGUGGACUGCAGGAAACUCAUGGAGAUGGAAACACAAACCACAGUGAAGGAAGAACAGACUGAUGAAGAUGAGAAUCAUGAUGAUUUUGUUCCUUCAGGUAAACUGUUGAACAGCAAUAACAUGGAGAUAAAAACAGAACCCAAAUCAGAGGAAGAUCAGACUGAUGAAGAUGAUGACUUUAUACCCUCAGAUGAGAGCGGUGAUUCAUGUUGUGAUGGAGAAACGGCCUCUNACAUCAAAACAGCGACUGACAGCACAAACUCUUUCCUGCAUCACCUGUGGAAAGACAUUCAGUUCACAGAGACGUUUAGAGACACAUGAGAGAAAACACACAGAACAGAAACUCUUCACCUGCACCAGAUGUGACAUCAGCUUUCCUACCUUACAAGAGAAGAAACUUCAUUCACAAGAGCACAGAAACCAGAAACACUUUCACUGUCAGCAGUGUGGGAAGAACUUUUUCUGCUCUUCUCAUCUGAAGAUUCACAUGAGGACACACACUGGAGAAAAACCUUUCCACUGCAGUCAAUGUGGCAAAUAUUUCAGCACCAAAGGAAAUCUUGUUAUUCAUCAGAGAAUUCACACGGGAGAAAAACCGUACGCGUGUCCUCACUGUGACAAGAGAUUCAGCCAUUCUUCUGACGCUAAGAUACAUGUGCGUGUCCACACCAAUGAGAGACCGUAUCAGUGCAGUGAAUGUGGAAAAGCCUAUAGGAGGGCAUAUAAUCUAAAGUUACACCAAAAAAAACACACUCUGAGGAGAAACUCUAUCAGUGUUCACACUGUGAUGAACGUUUCAGUCAGAAAUCUAAUCUGAUAACUCAUGAGAGAACUCACACUGGAGAGAAACCUUAUCAGUGCAGUGUUUGUAAGAAGUGUUUUAAUCACCAGCGCAGUUGUAUAAAACAUCAGAGAACUCAAGACCUUAUAAAUGUUUUCAGUUUGCGCGAUCAGAUGUCCUGAGAACCAAUGAGAGAGUUCACACAGAAACCUUAUCACUGCUCCAUCUGUGAUGAGAGAGGCUCUCACUAAAUCCUUCGUGUUUCAAGUCUUACGAAACCUUUUCCCUAACCGAACUCUAACCAUCUAAACUACCUAUGAUUGAUAAACUUGCCAAAAAACACGGUUGCGUGAUGACGUCAGACUCGAAACACCAAGGAUUUAGUGAGAGCUGAUGAGAGGUUCACUUAUUUAAGUUUUCAGACUCAUCAGAAGGAACAUGCUGAAGAAUAAACUGCACUGGAAUCAUCACUGUUUCUAACAGAUUGAGACACUAUGAUGGAGUCAAUAUCCCUUUAAAAGGGACAGAUCACCCAAAAACAGAAAUUCAGUCCUCAUUUAUUCCCCCUCAUGUGGUUGUAAACAUGUUUGUAACUUCAGUGGAAUACAAAAGAAGAUAUUUUGAGAAAUGUCUCAGUGGUUUUGUGUUCAUUAGGGGUGCGCAUCAUCACGAUUCGAUUACGAUUAUUAUGUCUUCGUAAGUCUGUCUCCCUCAUGCCUUAAAACUCAAGAUAUUUUAUUUGUCGCAUACACUUUGUGAACAUUUACAACUUGCAGUGAAAUGUUAAUCUGGUAUACUCCAAAGACUGCAACAUGGAGGAGAAUAUUACGGAAGUUCUAAGAGGCCAUGUAUGGCGCGAUUUUAGUCUCAUUAAUUAUUCAAGCAUAAAACAUGAUGUACACUUGCACAAAUUAUAUGUGUACAUUCACAAAAAAACAUUCACUUGUGUAAAAUAAAAUAAUAUUCUCAUAAAAUAUGUUUCACAAACGCUUAAUACAAUUCACAGACGUAUAACUAGGCACAAAUAUUUCGAAAGUUUAAAAUGUACAAGUUUAUCAUUGAAUGUGAAUGUGCAAAUCGUCACUCGUGUGAAUCGACCUGGAUUUGUGUGUGUGUUUUUGAGACUCUCUUUGCAGUGCUGUCCCUCCCACUUGAGUUGUCAUCCUGUUUAGCCAAUCAGAUUCAACCUUACCAUUCAACCAAUCAUAAUCGUGGAGAGCACAGAACUCAAUGAGCACUAGUGUUAGCACUAAAGGCUCGUUUGUACAACUUCGCUAAUCUACUCUCUGAGCUGUGAUGCUGUAUUAAAACAUAAUACAGCCACGCAAUAAAUCUGUUUUAUUAACUUAAUUUGUAGAAAAAAAGUAUGAAAUAGUGAGUGAACAUGACAAACUACACAACCAGCAGUCACUUCCACUGAAUCCGUCUGGGUAACAAACUGUGCCUGUUUGAGAUGUGUUCAUGUUUGUAUGUCCAUACAAUGUAUGUUUUAAAUGAACAAGGGUAAACAAGGACAAUAAAUGACUAGUUCUUGGAAACAUUGUUUUGUAUGGGCGCAUAGAUUUGUAGCUAGCCGCGUUUUGGAAAAUAUCCGCUUAAGGGGGCUGAAAAAUCACUAAAUUGGCAACACAGGAAGUAAGUCAAACUGCGCAAAAGGUGCGCAGAGCCGUUUUCCUUGAGUCCUGUGCUCUCCGCGUUUAUGAUUGGUUGAAUGGUAAGGUUGAAUCU
Messenger RNA from Triplophysa rosa, 2808 nucleotides. RefSeq lists its product as uncharacterized. The transcript is spliced from 3 exons. The record is from RefSeq and is a predicted model, not a curated record. The coding region runs from base 12 to 620 and encodes 202 amino acids. NCBI's taxonomy places the organism in Eukaryota, Metazoa, Chordata, Actinopteri, Cypriniformes, Nemacheilidae.